AUGCUUCACAUCUACUUCCUUAUGCUGGUGGGCUACCUAAUAUCCACCAUUCAAGGCUUUGAUGGCUCAUUGAUGGGCGCGAUCAAUGCAAUGGAGCCUUACCAUGAAAGCUUCGGGCUCACUGGCGCUGGUACUUCCACCGGGCUUGUCUUUAUCAUCUACAAUAUCGCCCAGAUCGCUGCUUUUCCGUUUUGUGGAGGCAUCAAUGACAAGUACGGUCGUAGAGUUUGUAUGUUUACUGGUUGUUUCAUCGUACUCGUGGGUACAGCUGUACAAGGAUCGGCGAACAGCCUUGGUGCGUUCAUCGGCGGAAGAUUUGUUCUUGGAUUCGGUGCCGUUAUCGCCCACGCUGCGGCACCGGCGUAUGUCGUUGAAAUGGCGCCACCGAAAUAUCGGGGUGUCACUGCUGGGCUAUACAAUAACUUUUGGUGGGUCGGGAACAUCCUUGCUGGAUGGACAACGUACGGUACUAACCGACAUUAUGCUACCUCCUGGGCCUGGAGAAUACCGACUAUCUUACAAGCUGGUUUGCCAGCGAUUUCUAUGAUAUUGGUUUUCUUUAUACCUGAGUCUCCUCGCUGGCUGAUCAGUAAAGAUAGAACUGAUGAGGCUCUUCAAGUGCUAGCCAAGUAUCACGGUGACGGGGAUGCGAAUGCACCUAUAGUCCAGUUGGAGUAUCGAGAAAUCAUGGACGAGAAACUUCAGAAUCCCAAAGUUUCCAGCUGGUGGGACUAUCGCGAUCUUGUAGCCACGAGAUCUUCCCGUUACAGACUUAUGUUGGUCUGCCUGACUGCUUUCUUUGGGCAGUGGAGUGGUAAUAACGUCGUGUCAUACUUUAUGCCCGCCAUGAUCGAAAAUGCCGGAAUAACGGACAAAAACACCCAACUGUUAAUCAAUGCUAUCAACCCCAUCCUUUGCUGGCUUGCUGCUAUGAUCGGUUCUUCAAUUCUGGACAAAUUCGGGCGCCGCAAAAUGAUGAUGGGUGGUUUGGCAGGGGCGCUUGCAUGCUACAUCGGCCUAACAGCAUGCACAGCUCAGACUCCGAACGAUAAAAAUCUCUCGUACGGUGUUAUUGUGUUUAUCUAUCUCUUCGGCAUUGCCUUCGCCAUGGGCAUGACACCUUCGGCCACCCUUUAUCCUAUGGAAGUCCUAGAGAAUCGAACCAGAGCGAAGGGCUCAGCACUCAAAUUUGUAUUCCUGAACAUCGCGACGAUGACUAAUACCUUUGGUGUCAGUGUUGGUAUCAAGAAACUGGGCUGGAAACUAUAUGUCAUAUACAUAUGCUGGAUUGCGAUUGAGAUUGUUCUCAUUUUCCUUUUGUUUGUUGAGACGAAAGGCAAGACGCUUGAAGAGCUUGGGGUCAUCUUUCAGGCCAAAAACCCGCGCAAGGCUAGUACACAACGAGUCAUCGAUGAUGACGACCAGGAGAAAGCUAAAAGUGUUGCUCACCACGACGCGAAUCAUACAGAGUAA
This is a messenger RNA of Aaosphaeria arxii CBS 175.79, 1473 nucleotides long. RefSeq names its product lactose permease. The record is from RefSeq and is a predicted model, not a curated record. Bases 1 to 1473 code for a protein of 490 amino acids. Gene Ontology annotation, cellular component: membrane. Gene Ontology annotation, molecular function: carbohydrate:proton symporter activity. The transcript is spliced from 4 exons. Gene Ontology annotation, biological process: transmembrane transport; carbohydrate transport. NCBI's taxonomy places the organism in Eukaryota, Fungi, Ascomycota, Dothideomycetes, Pleosporales.